AGAAGAAACAGGGAAACCGAAACUGGAGAAGAAAAAAGUUCGCCGGAGAGAAAGAUGGCGACAGGAAGGGUCAAGGUGGAGAAAAUCGGCGGGAAAUCAACCGCGACGGGAUGCUUCUCCAAGUACCCUCUCAAAUUCAUCCUUCCUCGCAAGGUAGGUCCUGUCGGAACUGACGCUGUCUGGAUUUACAGCAUCACCUAUGGCGGCGGCAUUGUCUCUGUAUGUCUCUCUCUCUCUCGUUCCAUUGAUCGAUGCCGUAGUGAUGUACGGAUUGCGGACACAAUACCGUGUCUUCCUCUGAAUCCGCGAAAUCCAAAGCUUUUUUCUGUUUCAGGAGCAUCUAACCUAGAAGCUUGUUUUGUUUAUUGUGAGAAUCGAGAAAUCUAUGCAAGUUGUCUUCGAAUAUGUAUGCAGGGAGACACGAUUUCGUGUGAAUUCACCAUUGGCAACGGAUGCAUCGCUGUGCUCACAACCCAGGCUUCUACUAAGGUUUACAAGGCCAUGGGAUCAAAGUGUUCUGAACAGUCAUUGGAAGCGAGAAUCGGGCGUGGAGCCCUUUUCGUGGUGAUUCCAGAUCCAGUUACCUGUUUUUCCACGGCAAGGUACUUUCAGAAACAGAUCUUUAGAAUGGCUUCGGAUUCCAAUUUGGUCGUUGUCGAUUGGAUCACGAGUGGCCGGCAUGCUAAUGGUGAAAAAUGGGAUUUUGAGCUUUAUAAGAGCAUCAACAAUGUCUACCUGGAUGGUGAAGAUGAUGAUCAGCCUCUGUUCCUUGAUACAGUGCUGCUAGAAAAGGGGAAUAUCCGUAGUAUAGCUGAACGAAUGCAAGACUACCAAACCAUAGCAAUGGUCAUAAUCUUCGGGACAAAGCUGAAAGAAAUCCAGAACCGAGUCCAAGACAGCGUGAAGAAGAUAAUGUCCGAACAAUUACACAUCUCUUCUGCCAUCUGGAGACGCAGGACUGAAUCCAGCUCCCGUCCUGGCCUCGCAAAACCCGAGUUUAUUGCAUCUUGCAGUACAUUCGGGCCCGAGGGAAAGGGGAUGGUGAUUCGGAUUGCUUCCGAAUCAACAGAGUCGGUAUACGACUUCUUGAGGCGACAACUCGCCGGGAUAGAGCCUCUCAUCGGCCAAUCCCCGUAUCCGUAACUCCGGAUAAGAGAGUUUUAGAGGGAGAUUUCACAAGGAGCGUGAAAUGUUCGUCCCCGGCAUAUGGGUUCUAGAUUUUCUCCAGCGUAUGAACAGACA
Molecule: messenger RNA, 1242 nt
Organism: Tarenaya hassleriana
Lineage: Eukaryota; Viridiplantae; Streptophyta; Magnoliopsida; Brassicales; Cleomaceae
Product: urease accessory protein D
Exons: 8
Coding region: 55-1143 (362 amino acids)
Molecular function (GO): nickel cation binding
Source: RefSeq, a predicted model, not a curated record